AAACAUCACAUUCUAAAAACGUAAUACAAGAACACAAGAAACAUAGAUAAAUCUCUCAAAAUGGCAAAUAGUUACUUCCUUCCUCUGUUUCUUUCUCUUACCUUCAUCUCUUCUGUCUCAGCUAACUUCCAAAGAGACGUUGAGAUCACAUGGGGAGAUGGUCGUGGACAGAUCAAGAACAAUGGAGAGCUUCUCACUUUGUCUCUAGACAAAUCCUCUGGCUCUGGAUUCCAAUCCAAGAAUGAGUACUUGUUCGGUAAAAUCGACAUGCAGAUGAAACUCGUCCCUGGUAACUCCGCAGGAACAGUCACAACACUCUACUUGAAAUCACCCGGAACAACAUGGGACGAGAUUGACUUCGAGUUCUUAGGGAACCUAAGUGGAGAUCCUUACACACUUCACACAAAUGUCUACACACAAGGCAAAGGAGACAAAGAACAGCAGUUCAAACUCUGGUUCGACCCAACAGCUGAUUUCCACACUUACACCAUUCUAUGGAACCCACAACGAAUCAUUUUCACAGUCGAUGGAACUCCCAUUAGAGAAUUCAAGAACAUGGAAUCUGUUGGUACUCUAUUUCCCAAGAACCAACCAAUGAGAAUGUAUUCUAGUCUCUGGAACGCUGAUGAUUGGGCCACUAGAGGUGGUUUGGUCAAAACCGAUUGGUCUAAAGCUCCUUUCACUGCUUCUUACCGUGGCUUCAACCAAGAAGCUUGUGUUUGGUCAAACGGCAAGUCAUCUUGUCCUAAUGGCUCGGGACAGGGGACCACUGGUUCGUGGCUGUCGCAGGAGCUUGACUCAACGGCUCAAGAAAGGAUGAGAUGGGUACAGAAGAACUACAUGAUCUACAACUAUUGCACGGAUACGAAGAGAUUCCCUCAAGGUCUUCCUAAAGAGUGCUUAGCUGCAUAGAGAGUGAAGAGUUGAGAAAGGAACAAAAUUCUACUUUUUCUUUUUGUUAUUAAAAAUUCUAUUGAUUUGUUUGUAGUGUACUUAUUUGUUAAAGUAAUAUAUUCUAUUACAAUAUCUUUUUAACUUAUUGUCUGCCUUA
Molecule: messenger RNA, 1051 nt
Organism: Brassica oleracea var. oleracea
Lineage: Eukaryota; Viridiplantae; Streptophyta; Magnoliopsida; Brassicales; Brassicaceae
Product: xyloglucan endotransglucosylase/hydrolase protein 22
Exons: 2
Coding region: 61-912 (283 amino acids)
Biological process (GO): cell wall biogenesis; xyloglucan metabolic process
Cellular component (GO): cell wall; apoplast
Molecular function (GO): hydrolase activity, hydrolyzing O-glycosyl compounds; xyloglucan:xyloglucosyl transferase activity
Source: RefSeq, a predicted model, not a curated record